CCCUGCUGGCCUGGCCUCUCUCAUUCGCUCCUCUCCUUGGUAGAGCAGCCACCACCCCGGCCACCCACCCCGAACCCGACCUCAGGCCUCAAGAAGUGAACGCGGGCCAGCGGGAUAAGGACUUGGGGCUUCUUAUACACGCCAGUCCACUGUCACACACUGCCAGCAGCAGUUGCCCAUUGUUACUCGCGCACCAACCCCCCACCGCCGGCAAUCAAAUUUUUCGCCAGCGUUCAAAGUGCAACCCACAAAUUUAAGUGACCGAAAUUCAUUUCCAUUUUCGCAUAUUCAGUGAACCCCAAAAAUAAAAAUUCAGGUGAAUUCAAUCAAACCGGAAGUGAUUGGCAAUUUUACAACCACACCCGAGUGAUGAAGUGAAAAUCCGAUCAAAAUUUAAAAAAUCGUCAAGUCUAAAAAGAGGUGCAAAUUUCAUUUGUGGACUGGGGGAAGGCGGAAUAAUAUAAGCGCAUCCGGCGAAAAAUUCCGGAUUUUCCUCCAAAACCCGAUCGAGUUAUUAUUAUUGCGCGUCGAUUGCAUCAACUGUACGGGACAAAUUAAAUUUGAUCUCCGAUUUGGGGAGGAUGACGUCGUUGGCUGCUGGCGUCAGUGGUGCUAAUAGGCCAGCGUCUUCGAGUUCGGCCGGCUGCGGAUCUUCCUCGUCAGCCGUUCCGCCGUCGCAGCAGGGGAUGAGUUUGCCCGGAAUCGGCGGUGAGUUGGUGCGCACCGGAAGCCCCUGCGUUCUGUGCUCAUCACUUCCGACACAUUGGCGCUCCAACAAGACGCUUCCGGCGGCCUUUCGCGUCGUCUGCCUGGGCAGCAUCGACGACGGAACGCUCGUCACAGUCCGGGCCGGCAACGACGAGAACUGGAGCGCCGAACUCCGCAACGGGACGGCCGUCAUGAAAAAUCAUGUGGCCAAAUUCAACGACCUCCGCUUCAUCGGCAGAUCCGGAAGAGGAAAAAGUUUCACGCUGACCAUCACCGUCAAUUCGUCACCACCUCAAGUGGCCACCUACACCAAGGCCAUCAAAGUCACCGUCGACGGACCGCGGGAGCCCCGGAGUAAAACACCAGGUCAUUCGCCGUUUAUACCGCUUAGCCUGGCCUCCCGUUUCAUCGGCAACACCUUCGACACUCUCAAUUUAAAAAUCAGCCAACCCGCAGGUUGCAGAGGUUUCGGUCCACCGAUCGACUUCAAUUUGAGCAGUUCGGCUUGGGGGGCCUAUCGCGCCCUGGGACAGACAAAUCUUCCAAUGAACUGGGGUUCUUUGACCGGCGUCAAUGUUAAUCCGCUUCUUCAUCCGUCUGUCUGGGAUUCGCUCAAUCCGCACCGCUCCAUCGGCCCAGGUCAUGGCGAAUCGAGUGUGGGUGGGACGAACGGUUUACGGGUCAACGAAAUGAAUCGACGUGGUCCCCUGGAAUCGAAAGCCGGCGACGUCGUCGAGGUCCAGCGCAACGGAACGGACAAUCCGGCGACGUCGUCGUCGACAACCUCGGCGUCUGCGGCAUCGACGCUUCCGUCUUCAUCUCUCAUGUCCAACCUGCCGCACCACAACGCUCAAUUCCUGCUGGCCAACCCGUGGUUGCACACGUCACUGCUCUACUCGCAGCUCUACAGCCAACGCGUUCACCACCACCAUCCGCCACCACCGCAGCCGCAACCGGCCAACAACUUGAGCGUCGAACCAGAGUCCGGAUCGGAUAAUCAGGCCGAUCAGCCGGAUCAUGUCGUGUCGCUGCCCUGUAAGUUUAGUGCCCACCACCACCAGCGCUCGCCAGCGCCGGCCACUCCCAAGAGCAACGUUUCAUCGCCCGCCUCUUCGACGACGACGACCACGACGAAAGACAACACGCGGGAAAAGGCGGAGGUCGAUAACAAACGCUCAGAAGUCUGGCGGCCCUAUUGAUUCAUCAAAUCAAAUAUACCAAAUAAAAGUCAAUCAAGUUGGUGGCCAUUCGUGUAACGGAUAGAAAAGAUUUGAAAAAAACCAAAAAAACAAAAAUAAUAAUUAAUUCGGCACAUUUGAUUGAAUGAUGAUGAUGCCCCCCCCCCCCCGUUGGUUAAUGUUAACAUUGGUAUAAUAAUGACUCGUCAUUUGUAUUUUCUCCAUUAUAAUAUUAUUAUUAAUUCCACACAUGUAGUUUUGUUUUCUACAUAAUAGCCACAUCUCUCUCUCUCUCUCUGAACUGCUUCCUAUUUAAAAUCAUAGACGACAAUUUUAAAACUAUAUUUGAUCCCCGUGUUCGUUUGUUUUUUGGACGAUGUUGCAGAUUUAUUUAUUUCAAUCCCCGUGCUCACCUUUCUUGUCAUUAAUCCCAGACGCGAAAAAAAACAUACACACACACAUGGAACAAAAAAAUUAAUAAGCGAAUUGACUUUUUUCAUUUUUGGUUCGGUGAUAUGGCUGAGGCGAAACGGAUUAUUUCCCAUACACAAGUGUUGAACAAAAUUAAAGUUCACUGAACAUUUUGUCAUUUGCAGUUGGUCAGCAGUCGGGUGAUUAUCUAAUUAAAGCGUGAUUUUGCGGUAAAGCGGAAAGUGGUAAAGAAAACGAUCCAUCAGCAGUCACUGGUAUAUAACAUGAGAACUGGGAUCUAAUAAACUAUACAUAGCACUUGUGUGGUUAUGCCGAAUUAAAGCGCAUCUCCGAGCUGGAAUGACCAUCUAGACAUAAAAGCAUAGAUCCGACACAGUACCUUUUUGUCUUUUUACCUUGUGAGAAGAAGAAGAAGAUGAUGAUUUGAUUUUCUGACAUUUGUAUUACGUGACGCGCCGGAAGCACGAAAAGUUUAUUUUUUUUUUGUUCUGAAUUAUUCAAUUGGUUGAUAAAAAGGUUUCGCCUUUCACGCUACUCCGUCUGUAUAUGGGUACCAACGGACUGGAAAAUCUAAGACGAAACGCGAUAUAGUUUUACCUUUUUGAUUCACGUCAUGUUGAGGAUUCUUUCCGUCUGCAUACUUGUGAGUGUACAACCUUAAACCAAUCCAAUUAAUACAGAAAUAUUUUCGGUUUUAGGUUUGUGUGUGCUGUGCGAGUUAUUUGGUUGAUGACGGCCAAUCCGGUUUCGCGGUAUUGCUAUAGCUUCCG
Molecule: messenger RNA, 3088 nt
Organism: Daphnia pulicaria
Lineage: Eukaryota; Metazoa; Arthropoda; Branchiopoda; Diplostraca; Daphniidae
Product: runt-related transcription factor 2-like
Exons: 5
Coding region: 582-1907 (441 amino acids)
Biological process (GO): regulation of DNA-templated transcription
Cellular component (GO): nucleus
Molecular function (GO): DNA-binding transcription factor activity, RNA polymerase II-specific; RNA polymerase II cis-regulatory region sequence-specific DNA binding; ATP binding
Source: RefSeq, a predicted model, not a curated record